Spirodela intermedia is the source of this 1978-nucleotide messenger RNA. The record is from the annotation of a GenBank genome assembly. NCBI's taxonomy places the organism in Eukaryota, Viridiplantae, Streptophyta, Magnoliopsida, Alismatales, Araceae.
AUGAUCUACGACGUCAACUCUCCGCUCUUCAAGUCCUUUCUAAGCCAGAAGGGUGGCCCAUCUGACAAGAGGUGAGCAUGGGGCGAAGCUCGAUCAUCUAUUCUAUAAUCCUCUUCCACACUUUCCCCUUUUGAACCCUUGAUAUGGAGUUUUCUUUCUCGAUAAUUCGACCCCGGAUUUUUCUCUCGUCAUUCUUUUUUUUCUUGUGCCUUCGAUUUCUGGUAAAAUAUCCAUGAGUUCGGAUUUGACGAAGUUUAGGUAUACGGGAUCACUUUCCAAAAUCGUCUCCGGGAAAUAGCCCUCCUAUGUCCCCAUCAUCGUUAACGUAAGCGAGACGCGCUGGUUAAUGAGGCUUCUCUGGCCGAAACCGGCGUCCCCAAGAUGGAAGAUAUCGUGAAACCCGUGGGCUGAGGUAGCUUACUGAGUUAAACCUAGGUGCUUCUUCGUUCUAUGGCCCUGCUUUAAUUAUUACUUUCAAGACUUUAAUCAUAUUAGCUAGUUCACUAGAUGGAUCAGAUUACAGCAGCUAAUUAUACUGGUCUAUUUGCUUCUUCAUUUUCGGUGUUUGUUCAUAUCAGAUUACUCUUCGAUUUAACCAGUACUAUCCGUUUUAAAAUGCUUGUUAGUUGAUAUUGCCUCCCAAUACAUGAUGUAGGAUGUGUGCUUCACUAUGAACCUGAUGAAAAAGGUUGAUAAUCUCAGUAAAAACCAGUUUCCACCUUCAAAUAAAUCAUUUUAUUACUGAUUACUCCAUAAGUUUUAGAAAUAAUUUAGGAUAGAUAAUCUCCCAACAACAUGGGUCAUUGCCCACUUGACCAGUAAUUAUCCAUCAUGGAUCCGGAUGGUGUUGAUACUAGUAGAUGAUCGUGCGAAUAAAUUGGGUACAGACAUUUAUGAGGGAGAUUUAGUCCUGAAUUAUUUCCACCAACUAAAUCAUUUUCUAAUUGAUUAUUUCAAAAUUUUCAGAAAUAUUUUAGGGCAGACAAUUUCCCAACAUCGAUCAAUGCCCACUUGAACCAUUAAUUGUCCAUCAUGGAGCAGGAUGGUGUUGAUACUAGUGGAUGAUCAUGCAAACAAAGUGGGUAGACAGACAUUAAUGUUAGAUAUUUAUUCCUGAGCAGAUCGGUUGUUCCUGUUUGUAAGAAAUAAUACAUAAAUUAGCAAGAUUGGGGACUUGGGAAUUGAUUUUUUGAUGAAUCUAUCUUAGUAGCAGGUUUCUGUCUGAUUUGGCAUCCGAGAAACAAGAAAGAUGAAAUCAUGAGUUUGAUGGAGGAUGCGCAUUUUUGAUGGCCUUGCUACGUCCAGUAGUUGUUUAUCGGACUUGAGAAUCAUUUUCAGGCCAGAAACGUACGAGACCUAUCUAUUAAUAGGUAUAAAGUAAAUUUGGCUAUAUCCAAAUAACCUAGAAAAUAAAUAGCAAAAGGAAAAAUAAAAAGGGAGUUUCCAUGCCAUCUCAUUUCUCUGACUUUUCGGUGGUGGGCGAUUUGGGUCUUACCUCCACGGUGAUUAACUCCGUGAAAUGUUUACGAAGUUUAUUGUUAAUAAUUCCAUGGGGAAUAUAAUUGGAUCAAUUAAUUUCUUGAGCAGUAUUUUUCCUUUUCUGAGAUUAUUUUGUUUUUGUUUCCCAGAAGAUCUGGUAUCUCCUCAGACUAGUCAGCUGGUUAAAGAUCUCUCGUGGUUCUCUUCUUCCUAACGUUGACAUCCCCUUUGACUUUCAAGUUUUCCGCUGUUUUCUCUCUGCCUCACGAGCUGGUAGGACAUCAGUUCUCUAUUGGGGGAGAUGUUUUCCAAAUUUUCUUAAGAAAAAAAAUGAUCUGGGCGUCAUCUGUAGCCAAGAAAAGAAUAAACUUUGAGCACUGGGAGACUUCAAAGCUGGUCUCACAUCUUCAUGCUCCCCUUCCUCAGGAAAACCGAGGAGCAGAAGCCCAAGGAGCAGAGGCCGAAGGCGAACGAGAACAAGCCCGUGAUGACGGAAUGA